AUGAUCAAUCAGACUUGUCUUUUAAAUGUCAGUUGGUUUACUAAUUUAAUAAUAAUUGUGCUAGUGUACUAGUAAGAUAAAAUUACAAAUCUAUAGAAGCUUUUUCAGAUUUUAUAGUAUUACUGUAUGUAUACAUUACUAGUCAAAAAUAAAAUAAAAUUAAGAAUGAGUAGGCUUGUCCAAACUUUUUUUUUUUAUUGGAUUUUCUCCCCUUUUCUCCCCAAUUUGGCAUGCCCUAUUCCCAAUACGCUCUAAGUCCUCAUGGUGGCAUAGUGACGCGCCUCAAUCCGGGUGGUGGAGGACGAAUCUCAGUUGCCUCCGCGUCUGAGACCGUCAAUCCGUGCAUCUUAUCACGUGGCUUGUUGAGCGCAUUACCGUGGAGACGUAGCGCGUGUGGAGGCUUCACGCUAUUCUCCGCGGCAUCCACGCACAACUCACCACACACCCCACAGAGAGCGAGAACCACACAUUAUGGUGACCACGAGGAGUUUAUCCCAUGUAACUCUACCCUCCCUAGCAACCGGGCCAAUUUGGUUGCCUAGGAGACCUGGCUGGAGUCAAUCAGCAUGCCCUGGAUUCGAGCUUGCGACUCCAGGGGUGAUAGUCAGCGUAAAUACUCGCUGCGCUACCCAGGCCCCCUUGUCCAAACUUUUAACUGGUAGUGUACAUGCAAUAAUAUCUAAAUAUAAUGUAUUUAUUUAAAAUAAAUACAUUUUUCAUUUUUCAUUUAAAUUAAAUUAAAAUAUAAAAUAUAAUUCAUGCAUGUGUGUAUUGUGUGUCUUGAGUUAAACUGUAUUGAUUUGAUAAUUAUGCUGUUUUUGUUGCCGAGAUAUGUUGUUUGUGAUCAUGAAUAUGCUUACGUGAUGUUUAUGUUCUCUCCUGAACACAUGAGCUUGUUGUUAACAGCAACACUGGAGCAUUUGUGUGUGUAUGCAUGAGUUCAGCCUCAGAUGAACCAUGUUGUUUAUGUACUUACUAACAUUUAGUAUGGAUGCAUGCAUGAUCCUGUUGCCAAUCAUUGUCAAUAUUGAUUUAAUGGCCUGUUGUAGUGUUUUAUAACAACAUCUUUUCCCUUCAAAGGAUUUGUUGAACUGGUAUGUAACAUAAUCUUUUAUUGUAAUGUGUUUGGUUUUGCUGUAUGGAUUGUUAGCCUUCAUAUGAACAUAUUUAUAAUAUCAUCAACCCUUUUUAAACCACUUCUAGACUUCAUUUAGGAAGACGAUCUGACUUUUAAAUACGGAUCAUACUUUUUAUUGUUUUAUGGUUAAAGAUAAUUAGUGUGAAUAAUCAAUGAAGGAAAUGGAAGCGUAAUUACUAAUAGAUAAUGUAAAUAGUAUUGUUUAUAUCCUCACGAGAUCCAUAUUUUUGUUAAUAUCACAGAGUCCAUACACACCACUGUUUUACAGUAAGUCCUGUUGUAUCUUAAAUAGGACAUUCUGGGCUUUGAUAUGACAUUAAAUGUUCGAGGUUGUGGCCAAUAUGAUAAUAUUAUUAAUAAUGUUAAUGUUAUUUGACAUUAUGAAGAGAUACUGUAAUAAUAACAGGGUGAAUACAGGUAAAGAGGGAUUCAUCGUCAGUUCCUGUAUUCUCCCUAGUGAUAUGGUAGAAUAUGUUUUUUAUUUCUUUUAAAUUUUACUAUUUUUAUUAUUUUUAUUUUUUGCUGGGUCUCAGGAGGAUAUAUACUACUUAUAAAAAUAUACUUAUAUACUUAUUUUGUAUACAAUACACUGUAAAAUCUAAUUUGUUGACCUUAUUUAGAUUUUUUAAGGCAAUCGGUUUGCAUUCAUUUUUUACGUAAACAUACUUAUUUGGCAAUGUGAACUAAAUUAUUUAUCUGUGAUUUAAUGUAUUGUUGUAUUUAUUUAAUUAUUUAAAUUGAGUUAUAGGACAUCUUAUACAGUAUAAGGGAAAUUAUGACUGGACUCUAGGUUAGCUAUAUAGCACAUUAGAUUCUCCUCAGUACCUCUUGGUGCACAUAAAACUGCACUUUGGUAAAGUACAGUUGAGUAAAGAAGAAUGACUCAAAUUUAACAGGCUCUAAGUUCACCAGAGGUAACACUAAUAACAACAACAAAAGUCAUUUGAAUUUAAACCAUAUUAAUUUUUUAAUAACAAUUAUUGUAUUUCUCCCUAAGUUCCCUUGUCCUGACCAAAACAAACAUAAUUUAUUCAAGCAUAAGGGCUUAUGGGUAUCCCACACAGCCGCAAUUUUGUACUUGCUAAUUUUGAGAUAGUAUUACUCGAAGCCAAAGUUUAAAGAACGUGUAUAUUUGAGUUAUGAUUCCAAAAUGUGACAUUUCAAGUUCUGCUUAAUUAGUUUUAAUUAGUUUAAUUGAUUGUUUUUAUUAAUGACAACUUUAGGGUUUAGAGUGUAAUGGUAACUUAAUUAAAACUAGUAAGAAUAGUUAAAAGGAAAGCUUAAGUUGAGUCAACUAUUUUUAUUUUUUAUUUUAGAUAACUAGUUAUUAGUUACUGUAGGCUCUAUAUACUGUAUAUUCUGUUGGAUGUCAGAAGGAUAGGUAUUAGGCUAUAACAUUUUUUGUUUAUGUUAUCUUACAGAUAGCUAUUUGUCUUUUUAUAAAGUAUGACUCAAGCCCUGCUGCCUCUUAUCUGGGCCGUCCAGAGGGAAGGCCACAUGAGUUCACGCUUUUCUGUCAUAUUGGUCCGGGUCGUAUAUAAACAGCGCGCAAAGCCUCUAGGUCACUUCUAAGAGCGUCUGUAGCUCCUUGAGUUCAUGUGGAUACUUUAUAUUGGAUGAACGCACAUAUCUCUCUGCAGAAGUGAUGUUUUUCUCCAGAAGAAUUAAGGAAGGAUGUCAGCUGAUGCCCAAAUACAGCUUCGGCCUGGUAGUUUCUGUGACAGAGUACUACCGGCGGAUAGAUGCGCUAAACAGUGAGGACCUGCGCUCACUAUGCAAACGCCUGCAGAUCACAACCAAGGAAGAGGUGAACUCCAAACUUAUAGUGAAGAAUGAACCAGAACCAGAGUCAUUCAGGCCCAAUCUGAAUGAGCCCAGUGACCUCCUGCGACCAGAUCAGAUCGAGAAGCUGGCCAAGCACCUGCCCCCCAGGACUAUCGGCUAUCCCUGGUCCCUGGCAUUCAGCACGUCCAAACACGGCAUGAGCAUCAAGAGCCUGUAUCGUGCCAUGCAGGGCCAGGAAUCGCCGGUUCUCAUGGUGAUCAAGGACAGUGAUGGGCAGCUGUUUGGAGCCUUCGCUUCAGAACCUUUUAAAGUCAGUGAUGGCUUCUAUGGCACAGGAGAGACCUUCCUCUUCACCUUCUGUCCAGACUUUAAGGUUUUCAAAUGGACUGGUGACAACUUGUUCUUCAUCAAAGGAGAUCCAGACUCCUUGGCCUUUGGUGGUGGAGGGGGUGAAUUCGGUCUGUGGUUGGAUGGCGAUCUGUAUCACGGCAGAACUAACUCCUGUAAGACCUUUGGAAAUCCAAUGCUUUCAAAAACAGAAGAUUUCUAUCUGCAGGACAUUGAGAUCUGGGCCUUUGAAUAACACCCCCUGCCUCAUGGACUCUGUACAAAAUAAAUAGGGUUAGAUGGCUACUUCAGCAACCCCUUCAGGACCUGAUUGCACACUCUCCCCCUGGCUCCCAAGAAAACCUGAUAUAGGCUGAGCAGACUGUAAAAUACAGUGUACAGUUGCCCUUCAUUUCUGGAACUGCCGAGCGUGGAUGGGUGUUCUUUGCUGUGCAUGACCCAGGUGUCUCAAUGAAAGGUGGUUUAAGGUCAUACGAACAUGUUUUUACCCAUUGGCUGCCUGAAGUCCUCUAGUCUUGAGGAAAAGGAAGGGCACCAGUGAAUGUUGUAGAAUGUUGUAGAAUUUCCCAAGGAGUCUAAAAAGUAUUUUUAAAGUUGUAAAACAUGGGGUUUUUAGUCCUACUACUUGUCAACUGUAGCGUUACGUCUAUAUCAAGCACAUUAUAUCUAACGUCAAAACCCCAACAGGCACUAUAUAAUCAUAUGCCUGUACUUGAUGUCUUAUUCAGUACCGUUUUGCUGUAGAAAUGUGGAGUAACAUGCAAAUUAAUAUGUGAUGCCCUUUUCAUACCAAUAAGCUUCCUGUAAUUCUUUUAUUGCGUUCUGGGAGCGAUGGACUUACAGGAGAAAUGUGUCUGAAAUGUCAAGGAAUAGGAACCGAUCCGUUUUUUUUUUCCAUCAUCCAUCUGAUGGAAUAUAUACAUAUAUAAAUACAUAUAGCAAUUAUAUAUUUAUACCUUUAUUAGUGUACUGUGUACAUAACUACUUGACAAAUCGCUGUUAUGUGUGACAGUGAUGUUUUGCGCUACUGUCCUAAAGUAUAAUCUCAAUUGUACAUUUUCCUUGUAUAUUUGUUUCAAUAAAUGCAUUUCUAUGUGCACACAAUGUAAACACUUCUCCAAUGUAAACCUGGGAGCGAAGAGUUUUCAACAGGUAGCUGGUCUCUUGAGAUGUAUAUACUGUAUAUAAGGUGACCUUGGCGUUUUCGAGGGAUCUGAUGAGGGUGAUGAGAGACUAAUGAUUGGUGCAAUCAGACCCAAUCUCCAGUGCUUAUAGGUGACUGGUGUCAACAGUGAUAGAGAAAGCCAGUUACUGAAAUAUUUACAAAGAGCCACUCAGGGCACAUUGGCACAAGUUUCUGAAAAACAGGGAAAACUGAUGGAGAAUAUUAAAUAGAAAAUUUUCUAUAUUGUCUUGCACUGACUAUACAGGAACUUAUUGUGUAAUUGUCUCUUAGCAGUAUUCUAACUUGUAGUUCAUGCAGAGAGAUGCCAAUUUGCCAUUGUGGCCAACUAAAAACAUGGCCAAACAUUUGACCCUGUGCGCGUCUGUUGUCAGAGCAGACGUCUUGUUGUGAAGGUCUGAAGGUCUCUGCAUGCCGUGGGAUCAUAGAGUUGAUGGACUGAAAGGCCCCUCUGGGGCCACCUGCACUUUUCUGGUCUUCCAGUGCAGCAUUUGAUGCCCAUGUGGAAGCUUAAACAGAAUCAUUAAUUCCCUAAAACAACCCUGAUAGAUGAUUAUGUUUUAAUGUAUUAACCACAAUAAAGUCCAUGAAAUGGUGA
Molecule: messenger RNA, 5052 nt
Organism: Myxocyprinus asiaticus (Chinese sucker)
Lineage: Eukaryota; Metazoa; Chordata; Actinopteri; Cypriniformes; Catostomidae
Product: oxidation resistance protein 1-like
Exons: 7
Coding region: 2784-3506 (240 amino acids)
Biological process (GO): response to oxidative stress
Cellular component (GO): nucleus
Source: RefSeq, a predicted model, not a curated record